ACAGGGCACUUCCGUGAAAGAUCAAUCUUCAAUCUAGAUUUGCAGACAUGAAAAUACUCUUGUUGUUCGCAGUUCAUUCAUUAGACGCUAUAAAUGAAGCAGGUGAUAUCGAAUCAAGUAUUACUUUCCAUUGAGCUUUCACAAAAGGAUGAGUUCCUGGAUCGUAGCUUACGCAUUGCUUGCAAUUCUUCCUCUCAUAGUGGGGCAGAAUUGCACCAAAACUGUCAGCACACCAUAUCUUGCAACGUCUUCAAGUAGGAUCAAACGAAACACAAUAUGCCACCAUAAAUGUUGGUUUUGGUGGAAAAAGCAAAUCGACACGAGUUUCAACAGCUUGGACCACUGCUCGAUAAAUUACAAGACGGAGAAGCAAUCGGUUUGUUGUGAGGGUUACAAGAAGAUGGCAUCCGGGAAAUGUGAGCCCAUUUGUCACGGUUGCCAAAACGGGCGUUGUACCGCUCCAAAUGUGUGCAGCUGCGAUAAGGGUUUCCGUAAUUUGAUGGGAAUCUGCGUUCCGAUUUGUGAUAAUCCCGAGUGUGGUCACGGCACGUGUGAAGCACCUGGGAAAUGUUCCUGUCACGAAGGAUACGAGUUGGAUCGUGCCAAAGGAUGCGUUCCGAAAUGUGAUCCACCCUGUUUGAAUGGAGAUUGUGUUGAUCGAAAUACCUGCGAGUGUUUCUCUGGGUAUCAAAAGACAUCGGAAUCCAACGUUUGCGUGCCGGUGUGCGAUCCAAAACUAGCGGAUUGUGGCAAUGGAACCUGCGCUGGACCAAACCGUUGCACCUGCGUAGCAGGAUUUGUAUUCGAGAAGAAUCGAUGCAUACCGCAGUGUGAUCCUUCUUGCGUCCAUGGAAGCUGUACCAAGCCCAAUAUCUGCUCUUGCAGGGAAGGAUUCGUCAACAGUGUAGCAAAACCAGCUGAGUGUAUUCCCUUCUGCGAUGGCGGUUGUCAGAAUGGAACCUGCGUUGCUCCCGGCACUUGUGAGUGUCUUGGAGGGUUUGAGCAAUCGAAUGACGAUCCGAAUGUGUGUGAGCCAAGCUGCGAUCCGAUGUUCGUGGACACCAGGAGGGGAGAGUGUGUUGCGCCCAAUGUGCUUGAAUGCGAUCCGGGAUAUGUGCUGGACUAUUCAACGCUUUCCGGAAGGAUGUUUUGUAGAAGGUUGUGAAUGAAUACUUUCAUUAAAAUGUUAAGCCUAAU
Molecule: messenger RNA, 1197 nt
Organism: Culex quinquefasciatus (southern house mosquito)
Lineage: Eukaryota; Metazoa; Arthropoda; Insecta; Diptera; Culicidae
Product: von Willebrand factor D and EGF domain-containing protein-like
Exons: 2
Coding region: 149-1165 (338 amino acids)
Source: RefSeq, a predicted model, not a curated record